GGAUCGCCGUCUGCAACAUCCCCUCGGCCGCCGUGGAGGAGACGGCCGACUCCACCGUCUGCCACGUCCUCAACCUUUACCGGCGGAACACGUGGCUGUACCAGGCGCUGCGGGAGGGGACGCGGGUGCAGAGCGUGGAGCAGAUCCGGGAGGUGGCCUCCGGGGCCGCCCGCAUCAGGGGAGAGACGCUCGGCCUCAUCGGCUUCGGUCGCACUGCGCAGGCGGUCGCGGUCCGAGCCAAGGCGUUUGGCUUCAACGUGAUAUUUUAUGACCCGUACCUGCAGGAUGGGAUAGAGAGGUCCCUGGGAGUCCAGCGGGUCUACACGCUCCAGGACCUGCUCUAUCAGAGCGACUGUGUCUCGUUGCACUGUAACCUUAACGAACAUAACCACCACCUCAUCAACGACUUCACGAUUAAGCAGAUGAGGCAGGGAGCGUUCCUGGUGAACACGGCGCGCGGGGGGCUGGUGGACGAGAAGGCCUUAACCCAAGCCCUGAAGGAAGGACGGAUACGAGGGGCUGCGCUUGAUGUGCACGAGUCGGAACCGUUUAGUUUUGCUCAAGGCCCAUUGAAAGAUGCUCCUAAUUUAAUCUGUACUCCCCACACCGCUUGGUACAGCGAGCAGGCGUCACUGGAGAUGAGAGAAGCUGCUGCUACUGAGAUCCGACGCGCGAUCACAGGGCGCAUCCCAGAAAGCCUAAGGAACUGCGUGAAUAAGGAAUUCUUUGUCACAACAGCUCCGUGGUCAGUAAUAGAUCAGCAAGCGAUUCAUCCAGAGCUCAAUGGUGCCACGUACAGGUAUCCCCCUGGGAUGGUCAGUGUCGCACCGGGAGGAAUACCGGCAGCUAUGGAGGGCAUCAUUCCUGGAGGCAUCCCCGUUACUCACAACCUUCCCACGGUGGCACAUCCUUCCCAAGCUCCAUCUCCAAACCAACCCACAAAACAUGGGGACAACAGGGAACAUCCCAACGAGCAAUAGCAGAUAAUUUAAAAUAAAAAAUAAAUAAAAAAAUCAUUCAAUAAACUUGGGACCAAGAGACAUUGGAAAA
This is a messenger RNA of Antrostomus carolinensis (chuck-will's-widow), 1050 nucleotides long. It is a transcript of the gene CTBP2, whose product is annotated as C-terminal binding protein 2. Gene Ontology annotation, molecular function: transcription coregulator binding; NAD binding; oxidoreductase activity, acting on the CH-OH group of donors, NAD or NADP as acceptor. Gene Ontology annotation, cellular component: nucleus. The record is from RefSeq and is a predicted model, not a curated record. The annotation marks the transcript as partial. NCBI's taxonomy places the organism in Eukaryota, Metazoa, Chordata, Aves, Caprimulgiformes, Caprimulgidae. The transcript is spliced from 6 exons. Gene Ontology annotation, biological process: regulation of transcription by RNA polymerase II.